AUGUACGUGAGUUACCUCCUGGACAAGGACGUGAGCAUGUACCCCAGCUCCGUGCGCCACUCUGGCGGUCUCAACCUGGCACCGCAGAACUUCGUCAGCCCCCCGCAGUACCCGGACUACGGUGGUUACCACGUGGCGGCGGCGGCGGCGGCGGCAGCCAACUUGGACAGCGCUCAGUCCCCGGGGCCAUCCUGGCCGGCUGCGUACGGCGCCCCGCUCCGUGAGGACUGGAACGGCUACGCGCCCGGGGGCGCCGCGGCUGCAGCCAACGCGGUGGCCCACGGUCUCAAUGGGGGCUCCCCAGCCGCAGCCAUGGGCUACAGCAGCCCUGCCGAUUACCAUCCGCAUCACCAUCCGCACCAUCACCCGCACCAUCCGGCUGCCGCGCCUUCCUGCGCCUCGGGAUUGCUGCAGUCGCUCAAUCCCGGCCCUCCCGGGCCCGCCGCCCCAGCUGCCGCGGAGCAACUGUCCCCCAGCGGCCAGCGGCGGAACCUUUGCGAGUGGAUGCGGAAGCCGGCGCAGCCGUCCCUCGGGAGCCAAGUGAAAACCAGGACGAAAGAUAAAUACCGAGUCGUGUACACAGACCACCAGCGGCUGGAGCUGGAGAAGGAGUUUCACUAUAGUCGCUACAUCACCAUCCGGAGGAAGGCUGAGCUGGCUGCCACGCUGGGACUCUCUGAGAGGCAGGUUAAAAUUUGGUUCCAGAACCGCCGAGCCAAGGAAAGGAAAAUCAAUAAAAAGAAAUUACAGCAGCAGCAGCCACCCCCACCCCCUCCACCACAGCCUCCCCAGCCGCAGCCCGGGCCUCUGAGAAGCAUCCAGGAGCCUUUGAGUCCCGUGUCUUCUCUUCAAGGCCCAGUGUCUGGCCCUGUCCCUGGGGUUCUGGGGCCAUCUGGGGGUGUGUUAAACCCCACUGUCACCCAGUGA
This is a messenger RNA of Perognathus longimembris pacificus (Pacific pocket mouse), 927 nucleotides long. It is a transcript of the gene Cdx2, whose product is annotated as caudal type homeobox 2. NCBI's taxonomy places the organism in Eukaryota, Metazoa, Chordata, Mammalia, Rodentia, Heteromyidae. Bases 1 to 927 code for a protein of 308 amino acids. The record is from RefSeq and is a predicted model, not a curated record. Gene Ontology annotation, cellular component: nucleus. Gene Ontology annotation, biological process: anterior/posterior axis specification; regulation of transcription by RNA polymerase II; animal organ morphogenesis. Gene Ontology annotation, molecular function: RNA polymerase II transcription regulatory region sequence-specific DNA binding; DNA-binding transcription factor activity, RNA polymerase II-specific. The transcript has 3 exons.